UCGCAUCGAUAGAGGAGACGAUUAAUACUUUGUGCGUCUCACUCGACUCUAAAUUCCUGUUUAUUUGUUUUGUGUUUUGUGUGCGGCAAUCUCAUUUAGAAUUUAAGUAAAAAAAAGAAUUGUCGUAAAAUGGGACAAUGGCGACGGCAAGCAGAGCUCGCCACUGGACUGCUACUGUUUACUGCGGCACUUGCAGCGGCAGCGUUGCAGCCGGCAUCAAAGCCACUGACCGACACCGUUUACUUGGCCGAAGGAACCUCGAUCGACAUCACCGCCAAUGGCUUUGGACACAAUGUGCUGCGCACGUAUUGUUAUCCUGGGAAAGGACACUCGGUCUUCAGCCUUUUUGAGACGGUGGAAUUUGCCCUGUCGAUUGCCAACGAUGAUUAUACCGAAUAUGGUGGCAAGACGCCCGGCGAAGUGCUCGAACACUACAAGGAGCAACGUUCACUUUUCAGCUUUACGCUCUUCUCGCAGAAGCGUCAACGCAUCCAACUCUCGCCCUUCGAACAGCAAUGCAUUGGCGUCUCCUCGCGUCAACCGUACAACGUGAGCCUCAAACAUUCCCAACUCGAUUUGUGGCGUCUGCUGCAAUUUGGUGUGGGCAUCUUGAUCUUCUGGAGCGCUGCUCGUCUGGCCAAGAACAGUGUGUUCUACUACUUGGCUGGCAUUGUGUUGGGCAUCUGCGCCUCGUUGCUCGUACUGAUAGCCAUUGCCUCGAAGCUGGUGCCCCGUCGUCCCAUGAUGUAUGGCGUUCUAAUUGGCGGCUGGACAAUUGGAUUGUUUGUGCUCAAGCAGCUGGCGGACAAUAUACGCGUCAUCCUGCUGACAUAUCGCGAGUAUGUUAUGUGGUAUUUGGCCAUCACGGGACUGGCGUCGUUCCUCUUCUGCUAUCGCAUUGGACCACCGAAGAAUCCGCGAUCCCAGCACAUCAUCAGCUGGGUGCUCCAGGCCAUUGGAGGCGCCUUGGUCUACUUCAGUAGCUGGCACACAAGCGCCUGUGUUGUGCUCAUGGUUGGCGUGUUUGUGGCACGCUAUUUUCCCGACUCGUUGCUGCAGUAUGGCCAGCGAUUGUACAAGCGUCGUUUUCCGCCCAAACGUCGUCUGCUCACCCAGGAGGAAUACUAUCAGCAGACGGUGAACGAGACCGCUCGAUCGUUGGCCGAGUUGCGUGACUUUGUCACGAGUCCCUAUUGCAAGCAGUGGAAGACGAUGUGCAGUCUGCGGGAUCCGAUGAGAUUUGCAUCGUUUGCGAAUGGAGCGCCCCAUCUGUAUGACGAGGAGAUUGAGGAUUAUUCGCGCACCAUUGAGGAGUCCAUGGAGGGUGCCGACGAAGAGGAGGCCGAGGAUUAUCUGCAGUGCAACAUGUACUAUCGUCCAUCGGCCAGGCGCAAUCAUCAACGUCAGACGCUGACGUCGCCAAGCUAUUAUCAGCCAGCUCGUCAUUUGCCAGUCGCGGGGCGUCAGCAGCUGGAGCGUAAUGCACCGCAGCGGCCAGAGCCUGACGAUGAUGAUGAGGAGGAGGAUGGCGACGAGGAUGAAUAUAAUUAAGACUUUUUUUUUGCCACAAAUUUAAGACUCAUUUAGUGGAUAAGCUAAUGAUGCAAAAGACUAUUCAUUAACAUUUAAAAAAACUCUUCGGGUGUUUUUUUGUUCUUUUUCUGUUUUGUGUCCUAGUCCAAGCCAAAAAUGAUCGAUCGUACUUAAGACUUAAGACUAUAUUCUAGCUCGUAAGUUUCUUCAGGUUUACAAAAAAAUAAACUUAAUAAUCUGGUCUCA
Drosophila nasuta is the source of this 1779-nucleotide messenger RNA. It is a transcript of the gene Nemp, whose product is annotated as Nuclear envelope integral membrane protein. The transcript has a single exon. The record is from RefSeq and is a predicted model, not a curated record. Gene Ontology annotation, cellular component: nuclear envelope. The coding region runs from base 130 to 1551 and encodes 473 amino acids. NCBI's taxonomy places the organism in Eukaryota, Metazoa, Arthropoda, Insecta, Diptera, Drosophilidae.